GCGCGCGUUAUUACCGGCCAGUCCGCAACGCGAAUCUGUCGUGAGCACACGUGUGUCGAAAUCUUAUACAUUAACUACGAAACCAUGUCCACAGCCGACGGAGGACCUGUUAUUUGCAACAGUUGCAAUAGCGCUAUUCAAGGCAGAAUAGUAACAGCGCUGAACAAGAAAUGGCACCCCGAACACUUCACUUGUAACACAUGCCGCAAGCCGAUCGACGGUGCCAAGUUCCACCAGCACGACGGCGGCGUGCACUGCGUGCCGUGUUACACGCAGCACCACAGCCCGAGGUGCCACGGCUGUGGGGAUCCCAUUACCGAUCGCGUGAUCCAAGCUCUGGGCGUGUCGUGGCACGCGCAUCACUUCGUCUGCGGAGGAUGCAGGAAAGAGCUGGGAGGGGGCGGAUUUAUGGAACAGGCCGGUCGCCCGUACUGCUCGUCAUGUUACGCGGACAAGUUCGCCGCUCGCUGCGCGGGCUGCGGCACGCCGAUCGUGGACAAAGCCAUCAUCGCGCUGGAUGCCAAAUGGCAUCGCGACUGCUUCACUUGCAAUAAAUGCCGGAACCCCGUCACCGAUUCCACAUUCUCGGUGCUGGACAACAAACCGCUCUGCGGCAAAUGCGCAUAAAAUGCUCGAAAAUACAUCUUACUAUUUAUUUAAACCACCCAACGACAAAGUCCAAAGUGCACGCACAAUACACAUAAAAUCAUCAAUAUUUAAAAUCGUACA
This is a messenger RNA of Vanessa atalanta (red admiral), 729 nucleotides long. RefSeq names its product transforming growth factor beta-1-induced transcript 1 protein. The record is from RefSeq and is a predicted model, not a curated record. Gene Ontology annotation, cellular component: Z disc; nucleus. The transcript is spliced from 6 exons. The coding region runs from base 85 to 627 and encodes 180 amino acids. NCBI's taxonomy places the organism in Eukaryota, Metazoa, Arthropoda, Insecta, Lepidoptera, Nymphalidae. Gene Ontology annotation, molecular function: transcription coregulator activity.